Molecule: messenger RNA, 5165 nt
Organism: Ctenopharyngodon idella (grass carp)
Lineage: Eukaryota; Metazoa; Chordata; Actinopteri; Cypriniformes; Xenocyprididae
Product: PE-PGRS family protein PE_PGRS16-like
Exons: 2
Coding region: 1315-2367 (350 amino acids)
Source: RefSeq, a predicted model, not a curated record
AGAAGUCUGACAUUUACAGGAAAUUGGCUUUGGAUUCAGGUUGUUUGUGAUAUUAUUUUGUCAGUGAUGUAAAAAAAAAAAAAUCCCCGUUAAAUUUGCGGUAAAAAAAACGGCAGUUGUGUUUGCCAGAACUUUACCUUAAAAAAUACGGUAGCAACGUUUUAGGUUUUACGGGACAGCACUUAGUUUACUGUCUAUUUUACAGUUCAAAACCGUAUAAUUUAAAGGUAUAUUUUACACACUGUAAAAAAAAAAAAUUGUUAAAUUUAUGGUAACAAAUCUUAUUUCAUUAUCUUAGUUAGUUAGUUUAGUUUAUUGAUUUAUAAAGCACAUUUCAAAACAACAGAGGUUGCAACCAACCAAAGUGCUGUACAGAAAAAUGUAAACAAAAUUAAAACACACAAACACACACACACACACACACACACACACACAAAAGAAUUAACACACUGGAUCAAAACCUUGGACAUUUGAAGAAUUCACACCCUUUAUUAAAAUAUAAAGAAUACAAAUACGUUUUUAAAGAGGAUUUAAAAGUAGAAACAGAAGGGGAAGAUCUAAUAUUUAGAAGGAGACUGUUCCAGAAUCGAGGAGCAGCCACCGAGAAAGCCCAGUCACCUUUAGUUUCUGUUUAGGAACAAGAAGAAGAAAUUGAUUGGAUGAGCGUAAGGAUCUUGGGGCAUUGUACGGGACAAGAAGAUCACUAAUAUACUGAGGUGCAAGUUAUGUAAAGCUUUAAAAACAAAGAGCAAAAUCUUAAAAUCAAUCCAGGACUUAACCGGUAGCCAAAGGAAGGAGGCAAGCACAGGACUAAUGUGUUGAUGCUAUUUAGUGCCAGUCAAAAGCCUGGCCGCUGCAUUUUGGACCAUUUGCAGUCCAUUGACAGUUGAAUUAGGCAAACCCAGGUAUAGACCUUAUGCGCCAGAGAAACAAGCGCGCCGCCAUCUUUAUAAUUGUAAUGAUGGGACGGCAGAGCGGGGAUCCAUUAGCAGCUUUAUUGAGAAUAGUCACCAAGGCAGACAGGGGUAAAGGCAAAGACAUAAACGGGACAGGCAAUGGUCGAGGCAGGCAGCAGACAAACUGUAUCGGGUCACAGGCGGAGAUCAGGGCAGGCAGCAAAGGGUCGCAGGGAAUAAACAGUCCAAUCGGUAACAGAUAAACAGUCCACAGAAAAACGCUCAGAAAUGAUCACCUCGGCAAAUCAAGACUUCGCCAAGGGUGUGUGUGUGUGUGUGUGUCUUAAAUAGUCCAGGUAAUGAUCUGCAGGUGUGUGUGGCAAUUGGUGAUUGGUGCAUGUGAUUGGAAGGGAGGAUUAUGGGAAGUGGAGUCCAGGAACUGACAGGAACAGACAGUGAUCGUGACAUAACGCCCCCCUUCCGGAAGGCGCGUCCUCGCGGCGUAAAUGGCACAGAUAGGGAGGGGGGGUGGGUACAUUGGAGACCUGUUGGCAGACGGGAACGGGGUCUCCAAUGCAGGUCCAGGAACUCGGGCAGCCACGGCGGGUCAGGUGCCACGGGCAGCCACGGCGGGUCAGGUGCCACGGGCAGCCACGGCGGGUCAGGUGCCACGGGCAGCCACGGCGGGUCAGGUGCCACGGGCAGCCACGGCGGGUCAGGUGCCACGGGCAGCCACGGCGGGUCAGGUGCCACGGGCAGCCACGGCGGGUCAGGUGCCACGGGCAGCCACGGCGGGUCAGGUGCCACGGGCAGCCACGGCGGGUCAGGUGCCACGGGCAGCCACGGCGGGUCAGGUGCCACGGGCAGCCACGGCGGGUCAGGUGCCACGGGCAGCCACGGCGGGUCAGGUGCCACGGGCAGCCACGGCGGGUCAGGUGGCUUGGGCGACCACGGCAGGUCAAGUGGCUUGGGCGACCACGGCAGGUCAGGGUCCGUAGCUGGCCACAGCAGUUCACAGGCGGUUGAAGGCCGUGGGCGUGUAAGGUCCCCACCCGCAAGCUCCCCACCCUCAGGUAUAUGGCCCCCUCCCAAAAAGUUCUUGGGGAAUUCAACGGAGGCCGUGGCGGUUUCGUGGGUAAGGAGCUCGGGUGGCGCCGGCAGGGCGAGGAGCUCGGGUGGCGCCGGCAGGGCGAGGAGCUCGGGUGGCGCCGGCAGGGCGAGGAGCUCGGGUGGCGCCGGCAGGGCGAGGAGCUCGGGUGGCGCCGGCAGGGCGAGGAGCUCGGGUGGCGCCGGCAGGGCGAGGAGCUCGGGUGGCGCCGGCAGGGCGAGGAGCUCGGUGCCGGCCUCCGUGGCUGUAUCAGGAAGAGCGGAUUGCUCUGGGACGGCAGCGGGCUGCUCUGGGACGGCAGCGGGCUGCUCUGGGACGGCCUCCGGGCCUACAGCGGGCUCUGGGAAGGCCUCCGGGCCUUGAGGGCUGGAGGAAGCCUUCUUCCUCCUCCUCCUCCUCCGUUUGAAUGGUUGAGGCGGUGGCUCUGUGCCUACCUCCUCGGUGGGCGCUGCAGCGGGCUCACGGGGUGGAGCGGACUCACUGGCUGGGACGACCCCUAUGUUCCCAGACACUGGCGGGGCGGCCAUCUUGCCCGUGGGCACUGGCAAAGCAGCCAUCUUGUCCAUAGCAUCCCGAGAGUUUGAGUGCGUCGCAACCGGCGAGCUUGAGGGCGUCGCAACCGGCGAGCUUGAGGGCGUCGCAACCGGCGAGCUUGAGGGCGUCGCAACCGGCGAGCUUGAGGGCGUAGCGGCCAGCGGGCUUGAGUGCGAAGCGGCCGGCGGAGGCUUAGGAAUGCCAGCCGCUCGUGCUGAAGUCAGCGGUGGAUCAGCCACACUGGAACGCAACCCACCCUGCUCCCAAACAGAUCCAGAGACGUAACGUGACUCUAGAAGAACAGCGGGGACAUGACGUUGUUCUGGAAGAUCAGAGGAGACGUGACUUGGCUCACGGAGGUCAACUGUGACUUGACUUGGUUCAGGAUAAUCAGCGCUGACUUGACUUGGUGUUGUUAUUAUGGUGGCCGCCAUUUUGUGAGCGUCAUCUGGCGCGGCGGCCAUUACGUGAAUGGAUGAAGUGUCGCAUUUCUCCACGACACCCACAGUAAAUGGAGAGCCAACAGUCAAUAAAGCAUAAUCCAAAAACAGACUUAAAGAUGAACGGGGUCCCUCACGAAUGAGUUGUUUUUUAAGUGGCUGAUUGAUGCCCUCACAGAAAAAGUCUAUGAGCACGCAGUCCGGCAGAUCUGACCAAUAAGCAAUGUUCAAAUAUUCUGUGAUAUAAUCCUCUAUCGAUCGUGUGCCCUGCGUGAGUCCUAAUAACAAUUGUGCGAUGUUCCUACCGGGCCAUUGUUCUUCAGGAAAGCCGCUGGAUCCAUGUGAUGGCGAAGUCUUCUGUAAUGAUGGGACGGCAGAGCGGGGAUCCAUUAGCAGCUUUAUUGAGAAUAGUCACCAAGGCAGACAGGGGUAAAGGCAAAGACAUAAACGGGACAGGCAAUGGUCGAGGCAGGCAGCAGACAAACUGUAUCGGGUCACAGGCGGAGAUCAGGGCAGGCAGCAAAGGGUCGCAGGGAAUAAACAGUCCAAUCGGUAACAGAUAAACAGUCCACAGAAAAACGCUCAGAAAUGAUCACCUCGGCAAAUCAAGACUUCGCCAAGGGUGUGUGUGUGUGUGUGUCUUAAAUAGUCCAGGUAAUGAUCUGCAGGUGUGUGUGGCAAUUGGUGAUUGGUGCAUGUGAUUGGAAGGGAGGAUUAUGGGAAGUGGAGUCCAGGAACUGACAGGAACAGACAGUGAUCGUGACAGUAAUAUUGUCUUUGAACUUCCGUUUUUGCAGUAGCUCUGUACAUUUCUAUGGCAUUGCUGUUGAAGAAUAAUUAGCUGGUGAAGUGGAUUUACUUGUUGUAGAGUUAAUUAAAGUUCUCAUGAGCAUUGUAAUGUUUAAAGCAGAUGUCUUAACAAAUGUCAGUAGACCCAGAAGAUUUUAAAACGAGCAGUUCAUUCAUAAAUACGUAAGAUCGCUGUGGAAAUGCAAACCGGAAAUCAAAAGACAACGAGCGCAGCACUGAAAAGGGGCGGGACAACAUAAGGUCUAUAGAGAGUUACAGUAGUCCAACUUUGAAGUAAUAAAAGUAUGAAUAACAGUUUCAAGUUUUUUUCUAGAGAGCAUCGUCUUAAUUUUAGCAAUCGAUCUUAGCUGAGAGAAACUACUUUUAUACAACAGUGCUAAUCUUCUUAUCAAAACUCAGAUUGGAAUCAAAAAUGACACCAAGAUUUUUGACACAGUCAUGAACAUUAAAAGAAAGAGAACCAAGCUGAACCAAGCUGACUAUGUCAGAGGUCAUAUCUGAUGGGGCAAAGAUAAUCAUUUCAGUUUUAUCUUUGUUUAGCUGUAAGAAGUUCAUGUCCAUCCAACAUUUAAUGUCACACAGACAGUCAAACAGACUAGACACAGAACAGUUAUUGUUUUUGAUAGGAAGAUAGAGCUGAGUGUCAUCGGCAUAGAAGUGAUAUGAUAAAUUAUGUCUCUGAAUAAUAUGGCCAAGUGGAAGCAUAUAUAGUGCAAAAAGAGGAGGACCCAAAAUGGAACCCCUGGGACACCAUAAGGAAAUGGAGCAUGAGAUGAAAAAUAAUUCCCAAUUUUAAUUCCCAAACAUUAUCACAAGGGGGCAUUUCUAGAGAUGAAGAACUCUUAGAUGGAAUAUUAGAGCGAAUACCCUCAAUUUUAUUAAUAAAAUGUGUUAAAAACUGAUCACGCACAGGUCAGAAGAAACCUCAGAUGGAACACUAGAAGAGGGAUUUAGAAGAGCAUUAAUUGUGCUACAAAGAACUUUCGGUCUCUGAGAAUUUUGAGCAAUUAAAUCAGACAGGUAUUUCAACCAUGUCUUCCCUAACAGCAUUCUGAUACUGCUUAAGACACUCCUUGAAGGUUUUAUAAGAAAUAGAUUUUUUUCAAUGGCUCAUGUGUGACUAAAGGACUGUUGACACCAAUUCUAUAAAAAGGGAACGUCCACACCACAAUUAUAACGAUAAUGACACACUUUCAGAACGAUUUUUUGAGCCAAUCAGAAUCCAGGUUGAUUAUUUAAAGCAGCAGACGACAAAAAUUAAAACUUGCACUUAUAAUAAAUAGCUCCCUAGUUCAGUACAAUCAAAAAAACUUUUGUUCAUUGAACGUAAUUGAAUUAAGGAAAAUAUUUUCACACAAUUAAGUUAAGUUCAUACAA